Messenger RNA from Tinamus guttatus (white-throated tinamou), 693 nucleotides. NCBI's taxonomy places the organism in Eukaryota, Metazoa, Chordata, Aves, Tinamiformes, Tinamidae. The record is from RefSeq and is a predicted model, not a curated record.
GUUGUUCUCUCUCUGGAACACGGGCUGUGGGCUCCAAACCUUCAUUUCAAUACCCCAAAUCCGGAUAUUCCUGCCUUACAAGAUGGCUCUUUGCAGGUGGUUUGUGAACCAAUACCAGUGAAAGGUGGCCUUGUCAGUAUCAAUUCUUUUGGCUUUGGAGGUUCUAAUGCUCAUGUCAUUCUGAGGCCAAAUGAGAAGAAACACCAGCCUCUGGAGACUUGUACAUUGCCACGACUGGUCCAGAUCUGUGGCAGAACACAGGAAGCUGUGGAAGUACUUAUUCAAGAGAGCAGAAAGCAUGGAGGAUGCAGCCCAUUUCUAAGUCUUCUUAGUGAUAUCUCUGCGAUUCCUGUGUCUUCCAUGCCUUACAGAGGCUACACAAUAGUUGGCAGUGAGACUGAAGUAAAAGAGGUCCAGCAAGUUCAAGCAUCUGUUAGACCACUUUGGUACAUCUGCUCAGGCAUGGGAACACAGUGGAAAGGUAUGGGCCUGAGCCUGAUGAAGCUGGAUCUGUUUCGCCAGUCUAUACUGCGUUCAGAUGAGGCUUUGAAGGGCACAGGGCUGAAGGUCUCAGACUUGCUUCUGCAUGCAGAUGAGAACACUUUUGAUGACACAGUCCAUGCAUUUGUUGGACUAGCUGCUAUUCAGGUAAGACUGAGUGACUGGGAAAGGGGAGCAUGGACUGUUUUCUAG